This is a messenger RNA of Neomonachus schauinslandi (Hawaiian monk seal), 2014 nucleotides long. It is a transcript of the gene ABHD8, whose product is annotated as abhydrolase domain containing 8. The record is from RefSeq and is a predicted model, not a curated record. The transcript has 5 exons. Gene Ontology annotation, molecular function: catalytic activity. NCBI's taxonomy places the organism in Eukaryota, Metazoa, Chordata, Mammalia, Carnivora, Phocidae. The coding region runs from base 200 to 1498 and encodes 432 amino acids.
AGAGACUUAAAGGGCCGGCUCUCUCGGGGGCCGCGGGAUGCCCCCGCGCUGACCGCCGUGGGCCCGAGCCCGCCCGCGUAGACGCGCCGGGCCGACCCCGUGCCACCAUGUAAAACGGCGCUGGAGGCGGACGCUGGCUUCUCCGCCCGGGACCCCUCCGCCCUGCCCCGGGCUACAGGGCCCUCGAUGAGGACACACCAUGCUGACUGGGGUGACCGACGGGAUCUUCUGCUGCCUGCUAGGCGCACCGCCCAACGCAGUGGGGCCGCUGGAGAGCGUCGAGUCCAGUGAUGGCUACACCUUUGUGGAGGUCAAGCCUGGCCGUGUGCUGCGGGUGAAGCAUGCUGGGCCUGCCCCAGCCCCCAACCCACCUCCACCACGGCCAGAUACUGCCCAGGGGGACCAGUCUGGCUUGGUCCGCUGCCAGCGCCGAAUUACCGUGUACCGCAACGGGCGGUUACUGGUGGAGAACCUGGGCCGGGCACCUCGAGCUGACCUCCUGCAUGGGCAGAAUGGCUCCGGGGAGCCGCCGGCCGCCCUAGAGGUGGAGCUGGCCGACCCAGCGGGCAGCGAGGGCCGCUCAGGCUCAGGCGGUGCUGGGAGUGGCAGCGGCGGGCGCCGGCGUCGAGCCCGGCGCCCCAAGCGCACCAUCCACAUUGACUGUGAGAAGCGCAUCACAAGCUGCAAAGGUGCCCAGGCCGACGUGGUGCUCUUUUUCAUCCACGGUGUUGGCGGCUCCCUGGCCAUCUGGAAGGAGCAGCUGGACUUCUUUGUGCGCCUGGGCUAUGAGGUGGUGGCACCCGAUCUGGCCGGUCACGGGGCCAGCUCGGCACCCCAGGUGGCCGCAGCCUACACCUUCUAUGCGCUGGCAGAGGACAUGCGUGCCAUCUUCAAGCGUUAUGCCAAGAAGCGAAACGUGCUCAUUGGGCAUUCCUACGGUGUCUCCUUCUGCACGUUCCUGGCACAUGAGUACCCAGACCUGGUGCACAAGGUGAUCAUGAUCAACGGCGGGGGCCCCACAGCACUGGAACCCAGCUUCUGUUCCAUCUUCAACAUGCCCACGUGCGUCCUGCACUGCUUGUCACCCUGCCUGGCUUGGAGCUUUCUCAAGGCUGGCUUCGCCCGCCAAGGAGCCAAAGAGAAGCAGCUACUGAAGGAGGGCAAUGCAUUCAACGUGUCAUCCUUUGUCCUGCGAGCCAUGAUGAGUGGCCAGUACUGGCCUGAAGGUGACGAGGUCUACCAUGCUGAGCUCACUGUGCCCGUCCUGCUCGUUCACGGCAUGCACGACAAGUUUGUGCCGGUGGAGGAAGACCAGCGCAUGGCCGAGAUCCUGCUGCUGGCUUUCCUGAAGCUCAUUGAUGAAGGCAGCCACAUGGUGAUGCUGGAGUGUCCGGAGACGGUCAACACGCUGCUCCACGAAUUCCUGCUCUGGGAGCCCGAGCCCUCGCCCAAGGCCCUGCCCGAGCCCCUGCCCGCGCCCCCAGAAGAGAAGAAGUAGCCGCUGGGCCGGCCGGGCAUCGCUUGGUAAGCCGAGGAACAGCAGGAGGAAGCCAGGAGCCGCCCCUCGUCCCCAGCGCGGACCACCUGGGCGGGCCGUUCGCUCUAGUGGGCGGAGUCAGGUCAGGGAGACGCCCCCAGGCCGCCUGGGUAGGGCCUGGCAUUCUCGGGAGCCAAGUGGAUACACCGCUCUCCGCUUCCAUCCUGCCGGACCCAUCGGUGUUUUGGGGCCGGAGCCGGAACCCCCGUGGAGGAUGACCUUGUACAGAAGCCCCUGCCCCUCAACGCCACGGCCGAGGCAGGCCCCCCACCCCGCUCUCUGUCUUCCGUGUCAGCCGUGCUUGAUCCUGGGACCCUCCGGGGGCCCCGCCUCAUUGCCCGAGACCCUCCCCACCCCCAUUUCUUGGCGCUGGGAGCUAUUGUUGCCCAAGUGGGGGGGGGGGAGGGGGAGGGGGGCUGGCGCCACCGAACCUGCACAUCUCAACUUGUAACUCAAUAAAAAGAAGUGACAAUCUGA